Protopolystoma xenopodis is the source of this 393-nucleotide messenger RNA. The record is from the annotation of a GenBank genome assembly. NCBI's taxonomy places the organism in Eukaryota, Metazoa, Platyhelminthes, Monogenea, Polystomatidea, Polystomatidae.
AUGGACAGCCACUUCUGUUGUCCAGGCCGGGUAGAAGAUACGUCUGACUGCAGCCUGCCAGGCAACAUGACCCUAACUUGCACUGCAGUGGCGUCAAACUCUCCGGGAAAUCAUGAUUCACUGCAUUUGGGGAGGCAGGCAGCAACAGCUGCUACAGCCGCAGACUCAACAAAAGCGUUUGUUGUAAAAAGAGAAGACGAAGAAUGGGAGCGCGAAAUUGAUGGAGAAAAGCCUGAAAUUAGGCAGACCCAGCUGAAUGAAACGAAGUUAAGAGAGGAUCAAGCAAAGACCACAUCCAGUGGAACCAUACAAAGUCAGCAAGACUUGAGGCAGACGGAUUGGAUGGUAAAACAGGCGGCCGACUUAAGUUGGGGAGAGAAGGUAGGUUAUUAA